Molecule: messenger RNA, 450 nt
Organism: Zychaea mexicana
Lineage: Eukaryota; Fungi; Mucoromycota; Mucoromycetes; Mucorales; Lichtheimiaceae
Exons: 4
Coding region: 1-450 (149 amino acids)
Source: RefSeq, a predicted model, not a curated record
AUGUUCUUCAGCGAGGUCGUCAUAAGAUGUGUUACCUUUUUUUUUGAAACCGUCAUUGCUAUUACAUUAAAAAAAGAAUAUAAACAAGAAGAUGUCGAAGAAGUCGUCUACUUGACUCCUACUGAAGAUGAAGCCUCCGACGUCGAGGAACUCCAACCCUGGGAAGCAGCAAUGCGUGAGGACCCCUUCUACCGCAAUUUUUGGUCCACAAUCUACAAGAAGUUCCAUACUUUGGCUACCCCUAAACAUGGUGCUCCUCUCACUUCGGUCAUCCUCGAGCUCAAUACCACUACGGUUGCUACUGCAUCAGCUUGUUGCAUUCACAGAGACGAAGACAUAGAAGGCGUAAACUUUUUUAGUUAUAUCCGUAACUACAACGAGCAGCAACCAGAGCAAAUUAUCAACCAUGCAAUCAGUGGAACCCCUUUGAAGCUUUUGACCAAAAAUUAA